Messenger RNA from Aaosphaeria arxii CBS 175.79, 906 nucleotides. RefSeq lists its product as uncharacterized. The transcript has a single exon. Bases 1 to 906 code for a protein of 301 amino acids. The record is from RefSeq and is a predicted model, not a curated record. Lineage: Eukaryota; Fungi; Ascomycota; Dothideomycetes; Pleosporales.
AUGGCCACGAUAACGAAGUUGGCAGUUCUAAUACUCUCUCUAUAUACACUUUCAAGCACUGCAGGUCCAAACGAGACCUUACCACCCUUCUCAAUUCCCAACGAGCCCUCUCCUAAAUACUGCGUAGGAUUUAACUACCAGGCAAACACUACGAACUCAACGCUCGAAUCACUAUACCCAAGACCCACUCAAGGCUAUGGAUGGAAGAAGGAAGACGGCUUCAAGUUCGGCAACGUCGUGGUCCAGAACAACUGCGCCUACGAUCUCUACCUCCGCUCAGUCGGCGUCUGGCCGCUCGGAGGACCAAAACUUCGAGACACCCCUGGUGGACUCAGCAGUCCCUGCGACGACACAGUGAUCCCAAUCAAGGCAAACAGCACCUACACCGAACCCUACCGCAUAACCUGCCCCAUCCCCGUCAACGGAACCUUCCCGCACGGCCAAUACUGCGCCGAUGAAGACAAACUCGCCGGGCAGGGUAUAUCGAUGAAGUUCGGUCGCACGACCGAUGCCGCAGCGGGCGGGAUCCUGCAGUUCGAAUACGCGCUGGUUCAAGACCCCGUCCGUGGCGACGACUUCCACAGACUCAACUACGAUGUCUCGCUGCUGGACUGUGGGACCAUACAGAGCGGAGUCGUCGAUGCGAACGCUACGAAGAUUCAGCAUACCGAUAAGGUUGACAAUUGUCCUGGGUAUGAUGGCGGCGUUGCGGUGACGUUUCUCCAUGAUGGAGGCAAUGCGACGAAUUGUGCGCCGAUAUACUGUAAUGGCGAGGAGCCUUGCAAGAUGAUCUAUACGUGGGAUAGGACGAGACAAGGGGAGGCGAGUCUGGCGUGUGAGAGGGAGUAUCGGGGUGAUAUGAGGGUGGAUUUGUGUGCGAAGAAUAAUCCAGAGCGAGCAAUGUAA